This is a messenger RNA of Penicillium cinerascens, 3162 nucleotides long. RefSeq names its product mannose-ethanolamine phosphotransferase GPI13. Gene Ontology annotation, biological process: GPI anchor biosynthetic process. Bases 1 to 3162 code for a protein of 1053 amino acids. Gene Ontology annotation, cellular component: endoplasmic reticulum membrane. Lineage: Eukaryota; Fungi; Ascomycota; Eurotiomycetes; Eurotiales; Aspergillaceae. The transcript is spliced from 2 exons. Gene Ontology annotation, molecular function: mannose-ethanolamine phosphotransferase activity. The record is from RefSeq and is a predicted model, not a curated record.
AUGGCUUCUGCUGGGUCUGGAGGGGGUAGUGUGCCCCCCAGUGGUGGCUCGCGCAACCCCCGGGGCCCUGACCAGUCUGGAAAGACGAAAGCGCCUGGAUUUCAGGAUGCAAAGGCUUUGGAGCUUGAGGGGGAGUUUAAGACUAGGCACAUCGGUGUAUUGGGGGUGCUAGCAUGGGUACUGUUCUUACACGCUGCCGGCAUCUACUUCUUCACCAAGGGAUUCCUUCUUACGCGCAUGGUAUUGGAGGACAAAUCCUCCUGCGAGGUACUUCCAUUCGAUGAUGGGGUUGCUGCAAUGCCAACAGGGAAAGGGUGCUGGCAUGAGAAAUCUUUUGACAAGGCCGUUGUCAUUAUCAUUGACGCUCUUCGCUAUGACUUUACUGUGCCGUUUGUCCCAUGGACAGAGAGCGAAGAAGCUACCCUCUUCCAUGACAACAUCCCGGUCCUCUACGAGACUGCUGUCAAUAAUCCCGCCAAUGCCUUCCUGCUCCCUUUCAUCGCCGACCCGCCGACGACAACUCUGCAGCGACUGAAGGGAUUAACUACGGGAACUUUGCCUACUUUCAUCGACGCGGGAUCCAACUUCGCUGGCACUGCCAUCGAUGAAGACAAUCUCGUUGCGCAACUCCACAAAGCCGGAAAGACACUGGUCCAGCUCGGUGACGAUACCUGGCAGGCUCUUUUCCCAGGAUACUUCCACGAGAACCUGACCCAUCCGUUCGACUCCUUCAACGUUUGGGAUCUGCACACCGUCGACAACGGGGUCAACGAGUACCUGUUCCCGCUUCUGCAGCCCGAGAACCGCUCUAAGUGGGAUGUGAUCUUUGGUCAUUACCUCGGCGUGGACCACGCCGGUCACCGGUACGGACCCAACCAUGCCGCCAUGGCCGCCAAGUUGCAGCAGAUGGACAAAGUCAUCCGCGACAUCAUCGCCGCUCUCGACGACGAUACCCUGCUGGUCGUGAUGGGUGACCAUGGAAUGGAUAUCAAGGGCGAUCACGGCGGCGAGUCGGACGAUGAGGUCGAAGCCGCAUUGUGGAUGUAUUCCAAGCGAGGUAUCUUCGGACGUACAAGCAAGGACACUUUGCUUCCGCCCAAGCACGCACGCGAACGUCCCGUUCCCCAGAUCGAUCUUGUCCCGACAUUGUCAUUGCUCCUUGGAAUGCCGAUUCCUUUCAACAACCUGGGAUCUCCUAUCGAGGAAGCCUUUGCCGGUGCCAGUGGAAAUGACUGGUCUAAUUUGGUAGCUGUCAACCGCCUCACCUCAGCGCAGAUCAAGAGGUAUCAGCGUGAGUAUGCGAAGGUGCGGGGUGCGGGUGACGACGAAGAGUCGUUCGCGCUUUGGUCUGCUGCGGACCAGGAGUUCAAGACCGCCUCGAAGAGCUUCAAGUCAAGGUCGACUGCUGUUCGUGCUAGCUAUGAUCUUUACCGCAAAUACCAGCGUCAGACUCUGGAUAUAUGCCGCGGACUUUGGGCGCGCUUCGAUGUUCCCAGCAUGAUUGAGGGCGUUGCUCUCUUACUCUCGGGUAUUUUGCUGUUGGUGUUGUAUGCCCGUGGCAUGAAUGUAGACCGCACUGAGCUUACCCCUCAACUGCUCUCGUUCGCUGGUAUCGGAGCUGGAUCUGGUGCCGCGGCUGGUGCCUCCUUGGCUUUGACUGGAGUCACUGAGAUGACACUUAUCGAUCUGUCUGUCCUACUCGCCGCGGCUGGAAGCAUGAUUGGUGCCUUCUUCUCCAUGCUGAAGAAGUCGGCAAACUUGUCCGUCCCUCUUCCUAACGGUAUGUGGGGAUGGCUCGCUGUCUUCUUCACAGUCUCCCAGUCUAUUGGCUUUGCUUCCAAUUCCUACACAAUCUGGGAAGACGAAAUCCUCCAUUUCUUCCUCACAACCUUUGGUGUCUGCGCUGGUAUCUCGUCCAUGCGCCAGAAGCAAACCACAGACCGUGUCCUGGGCGUGUACCAUUCGGUCCUGUUCGUGAUCCUGGGCCGGGUGGCAUCCUUCUCUCGCCUGUGCCGUGAGGAGCAAAUGCCCUUUUGCCGCUCCACCUACUACGCCUCAUCCACCUCAUCCAUCUCCGCCCCCUGGCAGUUGGCAAUCCCAUUUUUGGUCACUCUCUUCCUCCCCAGUGUCGUGCGGUCUUUCUACGUAGGCUCCAAGUCCUACGAAGGCGCCGCCACACUCUGGAUUGGCUUCGCUUUCCGCCUCGGUCUCUUCAUAACUUCACUCUUCUGGAUGCUUGAAGGCGCCGAUGACGGCGAAUGGCUACCCCUUCGCAAAGAAACCCUCAAAUCCGUCCGGACAUUCCUCGCCCAACUAGUCCUCGCCCUCGCCUUUGGUGCCGGCACCGGAGCAUACUUCUACUCCAAGCCUUGCGUCAGCGUCAGCGUCAGCACAGCCCAAGAAGACCCGAACGCACCGCCCGCGCCAAUAAUCGCCGGGCAACAACAACAACCCCGAAAAACAGUCACAAUCCUCGGCUUCGGCAACCUCUACGGCACUCGCUUCUUCUUCCUAGUCAUCAACUUCGCUCUUGCCAUCAUUCUCAUGCAAAAACCGAUGGGCCAAGGCGCCAUCGCACUCCUCCUCUGGCAAAUACUCUCCCUUCUCGAAAUACUCGACACGAACGCCCUCACACUAUCAAACUCCUCCAUCGGCCCUGUGGUUCUCGGCCUUCUGGGCUCCUUCUACUUCUUCAAAACAGGCCACCAGGCCGUUCUCAGCACCAUCCAGUGGGAAACCGCCUUCAUCCCUCUUUCGACUAUCAAAUACCCCUGGUCCCCUCUCCUGGUGGUCCUGAACACCUUCGGCGCUCAAAUCCUAGCUGCCCUCGCCGUCCCGCUUACCGUCCUUUGGAAACGUCCUCUGCAGACCCAUGACCGCACCACGCCUGGAUCUAACAAGCUAGCUAACCCCUCGACAAAACUCCUGUCGGAUGUGAUUCAGGCGGUUUGUACGCAUAUCCUCUAUUUGGCUACUAUCAACCUCGCUACGACCAUGUGGGCGGGCCAUCUCCGGCGCCAUCUUAUGCUGUACCGGAUCUUCAGUCCGAGAUUCAUGAUGGGGGCGACUCUGCUGGGCGUUAUUGAUGUCGUCCUGAUGGUCUUUGCUGUUGCUGGUGUGCGUUGGAGUACCACCAGCGUUGGAGAGAUAUUUGGCUGGUGA